AGAUGAUGUGAUUCGGUUUCCAGUAUUAUAAACGAUAUACGAAUGACUGGUUUGCGUAAUAAAUGCAAUUCAAACUGAGAAAUAGUGAGACAACAAUACUUUUGAGAUGAUAUCGUACUGAAAGAGCAAAAGGCUGUGAUUUUUGACCGACAAUUGUCGGCAUUCGUUGGUAAAGGCUAUGAGCAGAUGGACGGCCCGACACGUGUUGAGACCCGUUGUUAUAAUGUCGCGAAAGCUGUCAUAUUUGGCCACUCUUUUCAUUACACUCUUCCUUAUUAUCGCUUAUUUACAACAAAAUCGAAUUACAGAAUAUUCUCGAUAUAAUUGGCUUCAAUCAGGGAAUCGAGAGCUUCUAAGUCUACAAAAUAGUGCUAAUUAUAAACAAACCCCAAACUCGACGACACAUUUGGGCCAUAAAAUCGAUACAUUGAACACAAAUGCUAUUCUUAUUAACGGCGCGCAGAAGAAUGUGGAGAGACUGUCGACACCAUCGGCACAGACGGCGACCACCGACUCGACAGCGACCACAACCACAACGACAACGACCGGCAAUACCUGUGAACCCAAAUAU
Medioppia subpectinata is the source of this 571-nucleotide messenger RNA. Lineage: Eukaryota; Metazoa; Arthropoda; Arachnida; Sarcoptiformes; Oppiidae. The record is from the annotation of a GenBank genome assembly.